Carcharodon carcharias (great white shark) is the source of this 2254-nucleotide messenger RNA. RefSeq names its product methyltransferase like 4 (gene mettl4). The record is from RefSeq and is a predicted model, not a curated record. The transcript has 3 exons. Gene Ontology annotation, cellular component: cytosol; RNA N6-methyladenosine methyltransferase complex; nucleus. Lineage: Eukaryota; Metazoa; Chordata; Chondrichthyes; Lamniformes; Lamnidae. Gene Ontology annotation, molecular function: site-specific DNA-methyltransferase (adenine-specific) activity; RNA methyltransferase activity. The coding region runs from base 799 to 2082 and encodes 427 amino acids.
UUGAAGUGUAGUCACUGUUGUAAUGUAGACAGUGUCCAACCAUCCCGUAUUUUACAGGAUUGUCCCGUAUUUUUGACAUUUGUUCCUUGUCCAGUCGGAAAUCUCCCCGGGGCCCCAUUUGUCCCAUAUUUUCAUUUGUGCCCCCAAGUCUGGUGCUGCUGACAGGCUGAAAGGUUUUGGUGCCUUGCUGCCUUCGGCUUAGUCACUGGGGAGCAGCCGCGCUGGGCAGCGGUGAGGCUGCCCAUGGAGAGCUGGAGCAGCAGCGACGCGAGUGGGCCCAGCCAGAUUUCCAGCAUCCACAGUAUUUUGCUUUUGUAAUGCAAGCAAAGCCGCAGUUUAACAUCUUGUCCAAGAAGGCACCUCCACUCUCAGUACUAUAUUGGAGUGUCAACCUUGAAUAUGUGCUUAAGUCGCUGGACUGGAACCUGACAAUCUGAUGUGUUUCUGGCUAUAAGAGUUGAGGGAGGGAUAUGAUUUCCCUCAUUUCCAUCCCGGCUUCCUGAAGAUUCGGGUUCACUUACCACAACUGUGCUAGCAGCUAAGGAUCUGCUGAAAAAUAUUUCUUUGCAUACCUUUCAAUUAAGGGAGAGUGGAGGGAGGACAAAUUAAAGGAGGACAGAGGGGUAAUUUAGUAAGGGAGAAGAGGAUGAGUUUAUGGAGGUGAGAUGAGUUAGCAGGGGAAGGGGAGAGGCCAAGUUAUUGGUGGAGGAAGAGGUUAAGAAAGGGUGUGUUAGCAGAGGGUGGGGGCUGGAAGAGACUCUCAAACCAACUCAACACUUGCUUCAAGUGUUGAGAGUGAUGUCUGUGGUAAAGAGUGACUCUGUGGGAUGGCUACUGGAUCAUUCAGCCUACAUCAAUCAGUCAUAUAGAUGCUGCCACCAUAUUCCAAAUGACAUCCAAUACCGCAGGUACGUUUUCAAGGCGGAAUAUUUUGACAUCGAGAAGCCCCACAUUGCUGACACAGGGACAGCAAGAGGUCAGGAGCCAGGGGGUGGAGACUCAAGACUGAAAGGCAGGAAACGCAGGAGGAAGACUCGUGAACUGAACCAGGGAGAGAUAGAGGCACAGGGGUACCAUGAGAAGGUCAGCCUGGCCAUUCGGAAUGGCACCAGAAAGUUGAUAGAGCGAAGCAAGGAGGUGGGGGAGCAAGGCACCGACACAAGGGCACCAACUGGAAGAGACUGCGCUAAGAAACGAAUUACUCCAGUGAUUGCUGACUCUAUGUUGGUGGAACUCUGCUCAAUGGCGAAGCAGAUAGUACAAGAACAGAACCAGCCUGUGCAGGUGAUAAGUGACGAGGCAGAAUCUGCCGAAGACCUGAACCUGCUUGCCCGCUUGACUGAGAACGGUUCAGAUUGUGCAAGGAUUGUGACGCUAAUGGGACAGAGGUACCUGCUGCCACCACGAUCCAGUUUUCUUCUGUCAGAUAUCUCCUGCAUAGAACCCCUCUUGGGCUACAAGAAGUAUGAUGUGAUUACUUUGGACCCGCCCUGGGAAAACAAGUCAGUCAAGAGAAGCAAAGGCUACAGCUACCUCUUCCCUUGGCAGAUCCAACAGCUUCCUGUACCGGCACUCUCUGCUCCAGGCUGUCUGGUGGUAAGCUGGGUCACCAAUCGGCAAAGGCACCUACGCUUUGUCAAGGAAGAACUAUAUCCUAGUUGGUCCGUCAAGGUGGUUGCGGAGUGGCAUUGGGUGAAGAUAACCCAGCAUGGAGACUUUGUAGUCCCUUUAGACUCCACCCACAAGAAACCCUAUGAGAUCCUGGUAGUGGGCAGGUAUAAAGGAAGCUCAGAAAAACAGAAUGGAGAACCCAUCACCGAAACAGUUGUAGUGCCUGACUGCAAGCUGCUGGUUAGCGUUCCCUGUGUCCUUCAUUCUCACAAGCCACCACUGGGUGAGGUACUGAAAGGAUUGACCAGACCCCACCCAGAAUGCCUGGAGUUGUUUGCCCGAAACUUGCAACCCGGAUGGACCAGCUGGGGAAACGAGGUACUCCGAUUCCAGCAUUUGGACUAUUUCCAGGAGCUUGACAUAGAGGAAGGAGACAGCAGCUGCUGCUACUCGCAGACAUUGAGUAUCUGAUCAAAUCUUUCCUCACUGUUGUUAACUGUGCCUGCAGAUCAACUGUGGGUUUUUACAAAGAAUAAAUUGGGCUGGCACUACAUGCUUUUGGGGAAAUUAAAAGGAAUUUUCAUAUUUCCAUCAAGGGCCAAUUGUGCGUUUGGAAAAAGUUAAUAAACUUUUUUUUUUAAAA